Messenger RNA from Neltuma alba, 1301 nucleotides. RefSeq lists its product as uncharacterized. Gene Ontology annotation, molecular function: RNA binding. NCBI's taxonomy places the organism in Eukaryota, Viridiplantae, Streptophyta, Magnoliopsida, Fabales, Fabaceae. The transcript is spliced from 10 exons. The record is from RefSeq and is a predicted model, not a curated record. Bases 268 to 909 code for a protein of 213 amino acids.
UUAGCCUUUCACUGGAAGCACGAAUUCGGACUUUGGAGGCCUAGCCCACUCGCACCCACACCGUCAGCUCCUUCUCCCGCCUCCACCAUCGAAGGUUGCAGCGCUGCGUCCACUCUCGCCGUCGCUGAGGACGAAGGGUCGGCAACAGGUUCUCUCUCCACCUUCCGCUCUGUUCAGUGCUUACCCGGUGGUUCUUCUAAUUCCUGCCUCUCUUUCAGCAAACCUCAAGUAUUGUAUUAAAACCCUGCAGGAGAUUCUCACAGGGAGAUGGGGAUCAAGGCUAAGAAGGCAAUGAAGAAGAGUCUGAAAAAGGCCGCGGCUAAGGUAGCAGUUCCGAGCAAGAAAACAGAGCGCGACUUCUUGCCAUUGGAAGGUGGUCCUGCACGCAAACUUCCUGAACAUAAAUUGCUAGAGAACACGGCCACUGUUUUAUACAUUGGUCGGAUACCACAUGGGUUCUAUGAGAAGGAGAUGGAAGGUUUUUUUGGACAAUUUGGUACCAUCAAGAGGUUGAGGAUUGCAAGAAAUAAAAAGACUGGAAAAUCUAGACAUUUUGGCUUCAUACAAUUUGAAUCUCCUGAGGUGGCAAAAAUUGUAGCUGAGACCAUGCACAAUUAUCUGCUGCAAGAACAUGUUCUGCAGGUUCAUCUGAUACCUCCCGAGGAUGUUCAUCCAAAAUUAUGGAGGGGCUUCAAUUUUCAGCACAAGCCAUUGGACUCCGUUCAAAUUGAAAGAAAGCGGCUUGGCAAGGAAAGAACAUUGGAAGAGCAACAAAAGCUGGUUGAAAAGAUCAUGAAGCAUGACAAAAAACGAAGAAAGAGGAUAGAGGCUGCUGGAAUUGAUUAUGAAUGCCCUGAGAUUGUGGGCACCAUCCAGCCUGGUCCUAAGAAAAUCAAGUUUGAAGACUGAGUUGGUAUGCCAAGCUGAUGGCGGGGCGGACAAAGCGGGUUAAUUGAGGUGUUUUGUUAUGUUUCCUGCUAUGCAUGACUAGUGACAACAUGUUGUUAUCAGAUUUCAAGAAUCGGCCCUCAACCGUUAUCAUCGCGCGAAGGAACUGCAGUUUUGAGACUUCAUACCCAUAAUACCGUAACUCCGUGCUCUGCUCGACCUCCUUUACACAAUCUGACAUGCUAUUUCUUUUCGUUACUAGAAUUUAUAGAAUGUCGAUGCGUGUUUGUUUUGCUUGCCUAGCUUUCUUUUGGACAAUAAUCAAUAUCAUCUUAUAUAUAGUAUAUGUGAUUUUGCACAUGGCUUGGACGCUAUAUUUACGUCAUUGAAGCGCGGUAAAAUUGUUAGGGGAA